GGGUGCCAGUGGGCGGUAGGUUGAGGAAGUUUGGGUCUACUUUCCUACCUGUGGAUUUAUUAAUGCUACUUAGCUUCUUACUGUCACAGAAACAGAAAAAUAUCAGAAGAUAUCAAAAAUGACCUCACUUACUGAUCUGGAGCAACUUGCAGAAGUUGAGCUUCAGAAGGAGGAAGAGGAGGAGAAGGAGCAGAUGUGGGUCUCUGACAGUCCUUCAGCUCCUCCCACUAACAAACUGAGUCCUGAUCCAUCCCACCCCUACUAUGAUGUGGCUCGACAUGGGAUCAUCCAGGUUUCUGGAGACGACAACUAUGGCAGGAAGUUGAUCAUCUUCAGCAGCUGUUGUCUGCCUCCAUCCCACCAGUUGAACCAUCACCGCCUGCUCGAGUACCUGAAGUACACGCUUGAUCAGUAUGUGGAGAUGGACUACAUCUUGGUUUACUUCCAUUAUGGUCUAAGGAGCAGCAACAAGCCUUCUUUACGGUGGCUGCGAGAAGCUUACAGUGAAUUUGAUAGGAAAUACAAGAAAAACCUGAAGACUCUGUACGUCGUCCACCCUACAAACUUCAUCAGGAUCGUCUGGAACAUUUUCAAACCCCUGAUCAGUCGCAAAUUUGGCAAGAAGCUAACCUAUGUGAACUACCUGGCUGAGCUCAGAGAUCACCUGAACUAUGAGCAGCUCAUCAUCCCUCCUGACGUACUCAGACAUGAUGAGAAGUUAUGUGCAAUACAGAAAGAUAGACCCCCACCCUCAGUGAAAAAACCCCCACCUCGACCCCCCCUGCCAACUCAGCAGUUUGGUGUCAGUCUCCAGUACAUCAGAGAGAAGAACAGAGAGGCUAUAAUCCCACUUGUGAUGUCCCAGACCAUCACCUACCUGAAGGAGAAAGGGUUGAGGACUGAGGGGAUCUUCAGACGCUCAGCUCAUGUUCAGCUCAUCAAGGACAUCCAGAAACUCUAUAAUCUUGGGAAGCCUGUGAACUUUGAACAGUACGGGGACGUCCAUGUUCCCGCUGUGAUCCUGAAGACGUUUCUCAGAGAGCUGUCUGAACCGCUGCUCACCUUCAGAGUCUACAACCAGGUCCAAGAGAUCCUCAAUGUGGAGAGCAGCCUGCGGGUGACGAGGUGUAAACAAAUUGUUGAAAGUCUUCCCGAACAUCAUUUCAUUGUGUUGAAGUACCUGAUCUGUUUCCUCCACAUGGUUUCUCAGGAGAGUAUCGUUAAUAAGAUGAGUCCAUCUAACCUGGCCUGUGUUUUCGGGGUGAACCUGGUUUGGCCUCGGCAGGGUUCCAUCUCUCUGUCCGCUCUGAUGCCCAUCAACAUCUUCACUGAGAUCCUCAUCGAACACUUCCACACUCUGUUCAGCUCCCGCUGCCCACCUGGACAGGUAACACCCUGAACCUGGUACCAGACGCCCACUCAUCCUCUGGGACUUUAUCACCUUUUCUCCUUUCUUUCUGAUUGGUUUUCCAAGCCCAGGAAGACAUCCCAACAGCUGUGAAUUUAUUAUACGCAGAUGUUUCCUAAUGACUCUGAUCUUUUUAUGAACUGCACCAUUAGGACAAAUAUCAAACUUUUCCCAAAGGGUUUGAAAACAUUUUCCUCCUCCCUAGAGGUUGAUGUCUUUCCAUUUUGACCACAGAGAUUUUCUCUGGCAAGACCAUCCUGACACACAUUAUCACAGAAUAUAAGACAAAACACUUUAAUAUACACUGCUCAAAAAAAUUAGAGGAACACUUCGAAAACACAUCAGAUCUAAACAGGGGGAAAAAUUAUCUUGAAUAUCUUUCCUGAUAAUAAGUAGGUGAUGUAUUAGUAACAAAAUGAUGCCACAAAAUUUGACAGAAAUGAAAAUGAUCACCCUAAAGAGGGGGGAAAUCAAAGACACCUCAAAAAUGAAAGUGAAAAAAUGAUGCAGCAGACUGGUCCAUUCUGCCAAAAUGUCAUUGUAGCAACUCAAAAUGAUUCUCAGUAGUUUGUAUGGCCCCCACGUGCUUGUACGCAUGCCUGACAACGUCGGGGCAUGCUCCUAAUGAGACGACUGAUGGUGUCCUGGGGGAUCUCCUCCCAGAUCUGGACCAGGGCAUCACUGAGCUCCUGGACAGUCUGAGGAGCAACCUGGUAGCGCCGGAUGGACCUAAACAUAAUGUCCCAGAGGUGUUCUAUUGGGUUUAGGUCAGGUGAACAUGGGGGCCAGUCAAUGGUAUCAAUUCCUUCAUCCUCCAGGAACUGCCUGCAUACUCUAGCCACAUGAGGUCGGGCAUUGUCGUGCACCAGGAGGAACCCAGGUCCCACUGCACCAGCGUAGGUUCUGACAAUGGGUCCAAGGAUUUCAUCCCGAUACCUAAUAGCAGUCAGGGUGCCAUUAUCUAACCUGUAGAGGUCUGUGCGUCCUUCCAGGGAUAUGCCUCCCCAGACCAUCACUGACCCACCACCAAACCGGUCAUGCUGAAUGAUGUUGCAGGCAGCAUAACGUUCUCCACGGCGUCCCCAGACCCUUUCACGUCUGUCGCAUGUGCUCAGGUUGAACCUGCUCUCAUCGGUGAAGAGCACAGGGCGCCAGUGGCAUAGUUGCCAAUUCUGGUGGUCUAUGGCAAAUGCCAAUCGAGCUCUACGGUGCUGGGCAGUGAGCACAGGGCCCACUACAGGACGUCGGGCCCUCAGGCCACCCUCAUGGAGCCUGUUUCUGAUUGUUUGCUCAGAAACAUUCACACCAGUGGCCUGCUGGAGGUCAUUUUGUAGGGCUCUGGCAGUGCUCAUCCUCUUCCUCCUUGCAUAAAGGAGCAGAUAGCGAUCCUGCUCAGGGUUUAAGGACCUUCUACGGCCCUGUCCAGCUCUCCUGGAGUAACUACCUGUCUCCUGGAAUCUCCUCCAUGCUCUUGAGACUGUGCUGGGAGACACAGCAAACCUUCUUGCAACGGCACGUAUUGAUGUGCCAUCCUGGAGGAGUUGGACUACUUGUGCAACCUCUGUAGCGUCCAGGUACCAGAGAUGUUGAUCCAAGCCAAAUGAAAAACUACAGCAGCAGAAAGUCAGUCAGUAAAAAAUCAGCCAAAAGAGAUGAGGAGGGAAAAAAAGUAUCAGUGGCCUCAACCUGGAAAACCAUUCCUGUUUUGGGGGCUGUCUCAUUGUUGCCCCUCUGAUGCACCUGUUGUUGAUUUCAUUAACAACAAAGCAGCUGAAACUGAUUAACAACCCCCUCUGCUACUUAACUGACCAGAUCAAUAUCCCAGAAGUUUGACUGAUAGGUUGCUAUACUCUGAUUAAAAAGUGUUCCUCUAAUUUUUUUGAGCAGUGUAUGUCAAGUACCCAUGAUUAUGGACAACAUGAAAAUUGUGGUUUACAGGUGCAUCUCAAAAAAUGAGAAUAUUGAAUCUUAAUUACCAAAACAGUUCCUUGAUUGUCUUUUUACUCAUUUAUUUAAUGUUCAUCAUCAUGUUUGUGAUUUAGCUGAACUACAAGGAUUUUGACUUUGUCAACAAUGAAACUAAAACUGAGGCGAUUGUGGGGGAAAACAAUGUAUCUUGAUUUUUUUUUUUUUUCUCUGCAUCACAAUUACAUGUUUCAUGAUUUCAAACAUUUAGUUGUCUACAUGAACUCAGGACAAACCAAACUUUUACAUGGUAUAUAUCAACAAAAGGCAGCACUCAGAGGGAUGUCUGUGCAUUUAUGAAAUAAAAAAAAAAAAAGGAAAUAAAAAAAGAGCGCCACACGUGGGUAUCUGGACAAACGCAUUCUCAGUGAUUAUAUUACAACAUACAAUCAGGCUGCAUUUAGAAGUUUUGUAUAAAGAAAGAAAUGUCUCCAAAGAAAGUAAAACAAAACAUUAAUUACUUUUAUCAUUUAUUUACUCAUUUAGUUAAUUCCAGAGAUUUGGCAGCCCUAGUUUAAACUGACUUUUGCCACAGUAAUAAAAAAAAAAACAAAACUUAAACCUUUUUAAUAAUCCAUUAUGAUUUUAUUUGUUCCUACUUAAAAUGCAAAAAAAAGGUCCAGUGUUUGUGAGGAUUGUCAGUAAAGUGAAUUGGAUUGGAGCCCAUCACCUCAGGACGAUGGACAUUAACAACAUAAUCAGGGAUUGACUAAUAUUUAUCUCUGCAGCCUUACAUAAGACUGAAAGCUUCAGAAAUAACUAUUUUACACAUAAACAUAGAUUUAAGAAACCUUAACUAAAGUAAAAUCCACACACAUCAGACCAUGAACACCUCACAUUGGGUGUAUAGUGUGUGUACAUUUGUUGCCCAACACUGGUUUAGACUUGACUAAACAUGAAGGCUGUGCUUUAAUUACAUCUUGUACUGUUGUGAAUUCAUGACUCAAGAACAACUGUAAAUUAACUCAUUUAAGACAAUGUUAAUGAGUAAGUGUUACUGUUUAUAAACUGUUACAUUAUUCAGCCUGACUUAAGAGUAUUAAAAAUUUGCUACUGACACAUUUUCUAGGUACAAAGUGUUUUUUUUAGUGAAUUAAAUACAGAGCUGAAUGUGUUACCAACAGAAAAUAAACAUGUCGUGUCUCCUCUG
Sphaeramia orbicularis (orbiculate cardinalfish) is the source of this 4523-nucleotide messenger RNA. Its product is annotated as rho GTPase-activating protein 8. Gene Ontology annotation, biological process: negative regulation of endocytic recycling; small GTPase-mediated signal transduction. Gene Ontology annotation, molecular function: GTPase activator activity. The transcript is spliced from 13 exons. The record is from RefSeq and is a predicted model, not a curated record. The coding region runs from base 119 to 1399 and encodes 426 amino acids. NCBI's taxonomy places the organism in Eukaryota, Metazoa, Chordata, Actinopteri, Kurtiformes, Apogonidae. Gene Ontology annotation, cellular component: cytoplasm.